Molecule: messenger RNA, 2964 nt
Organism: Yamadazyma jaroonii
Lineage: Eukaryota; Fungi; Ascomycota; Pichiomycetes; Serinales; Debaryomycetaceae
Source: the annotation of a GenBank genome assembly
AUGGAAGAUGACUAUAAAUCAUUCUUACAGUCCUUAGAUGACUCACAGUUGAUCUCCCACAUUAGUAGUUUGAGUCAAAGUCAAGUUAAAACUCAAAAAGACAAAGAAAUAAUAGGGUCAGAUGCAUUUGAUGAUUCCUUCAAUGAGUAUUUAACGCGUCAUAUUCCUGGUGUAGUUGGAGAUGAAAAGAACCCUAAAGAAGAUGAUGAAGCUCAAGGAGUCCUAGAUGACACAGUGGAACAAAAUCCCGGGGAAAAUGCCCCAGAACCUAUAAAUGAGCUUCUUGAUGAAUUGAAUGAAGAAUUCUCAGAUGAUCAAGGUUCAAAUGAUGAUGAAAUCGGUCCAAUGCAUGGAUUUGGUGAUUAUGAGAUCUAUUUUGAUAACAAACACAAAAAGCAACAACAAGGGGAUAAAAAUUAUAUUGAAUGGGAUAAAACUCGUAGGAUUCUUCAAGGUGAGGAUGAAUACAGAGAACCGAUAUUCAAAGGAUGUGUUAUCUUUGUUAAUGGUCAUACGAUCCCAUCGAUGAACGAAAUUCAUAGAUUGGUCAUCAUCCAUGGAGGGAAGUUUCUAUCAUAUCUUGGGGCUAAAAGGAAUGCCACCCAUAUUAUUUGUGAUAGAUUAACCCCUCGUAAGCAGCAAAUUUAUAAGAACUGUAAAGUUGUCAAAGCCAAAUGGAUUGCUGACUCGGUAGAGAAGGGGUAUUUGUUGGACUGGAAGGAGUAUAGACUUUUUAAGGAAAUAGCUUAUGAUCAAGGAAGAUUAUCUGACUUUCAUAAUGAGUUUGCUUUGAAACAGUUCAAUAUGGAAGAAGAUGAUGAUAUUGAAAUGCAAGAAGAUUCUCUUGAAGAAGAAGAAUUACUGCAGGAGGAGAAAGAGGCUGUUCAAGAAAGAGCUAUUGAUGCUAAACAUCCUGAUUUUUUAAACCAAUUUUUCUCCAAAUCAAGACUUCACCAUUUAAGUAUGUGGAAAUCUGACUUGAAACUUCAAUUCAUCAAUAAAGUGAAGAAAUCCAAACAUGAGGUAUCUAAAAGGGUCACCAGAGUUGCUCAUAUUGAUUUCGAUUGUUUCUUUGCCACAGCCUCUUGUCAAAAAACGUCGUAUGAUAUUAAUGAGGUACCCUUAGCUGUUUCUCAUGGUCAAACAACAUCUGAUGUUGCAAGUUGUAAUUAUGUUGCUCGUAAGUCCGGUGUGAAGAACGGAACAUGGGUGAGAUCAGCAAGAAGAUUGUGUCCUGAUUUGAUAGUCAUACCUUACGAAUUCGAUUUAUAUGAGAAGUAUGCCAAUUGCUUAUAUAAUUAUUUGAUAUCAUUGAAUGUGGACAUUUAUCCUGUUUCCAUAGAUGAGGCAUUGAUAGAUUUGAGUGAUUAUGAAGGCGAUUUAUCCCAAUGGUGUGAAAUGGUACGAGGAGAAAUAUUUCGACUCACAAAAUGUCCUGUUAGUAUAGGAAUAGGUGCCAAUAUUUUAUUAGCUAAAUUAUCCUUGAGAAGAGCCAAACCUAAUGGAUAUCACAUUCUUGAAACUGGAGUCGAUGACUUUUUAUCUACGGUUUCUGUAAGUGACUUACCAGGUGUAGGUUAUUCAUUAAUGGAUAAAGUAAUAGCUGAAACUGGGAAAUCAUCCCCAACAAUCACUGAUCUUCUUCGGGUUCCAAAGGAAAGAUUAAUGAAAGUCUUGGGUCCCAAAACAGGUCAAAAGUUAUAUGAUUAUUCACGAGGGAUUGAUCCAACUAAUCUAGACCAUACUGCUGAAAGGAAAUCAGUUUCGGUGGAUAUCAAUUACGGUAUAAGGUUCGACACACAUGCUCAAGUAGAAGACUUUCUUUCAAGAUUGGCAGUAGAAGUCAGUAAAAGACUCAAAAACUUGAAUGUUGUGGGGUCACAAGUCACUCUUAAGUUGGCUAAAAGAGAUCCUGAUUCCCCUGUUAAUCCACCAAAAUACUUGGGAAUGGGUAAAUGUAUAUUCUUCAAUAAAUCAGCUAAAUUGGGGCUCCCAACCAGUCAGCCGGGGAUCAUAUCAUCAGAACUAAAGUCGUUGGCUAGAAUUUUAACUAUCCCAGCCCAAGAACUUAGAGGGAUUGCUGUAGCCAUAGGGAAACUUGAAGAUGCUGACGAAGUGAAGAAAAACAGACAAAUGACAUUGAAUCAAAGAAUCACUAAAGGAACAAGAACUUUGAAGAAAAUCGAUGAAAGUGAUUUCAAAGAACCUUUAGAUGAUGAAAUUGACUGGCAAGUGUUCGAAUCACUCCCUUGGGAUAUUAAACGUGAGAUAAAGGCAGAGCUAUCACGAAGGGGAAUCAUUCAAAAGAGUGCUAGUUCAAGUCCUGGACCUAAGAAAAACGGUAAAGCAUAUCUCCAACAGUUGUUACCCACAGCUACUACUCAGGAACCUAAGUAUGUCAGGAUUGUAGAAUCUCCCAAGAAAGUAUCACCUAAGAAGCUUUCUCCUCAGAAAAGGUCUAGAACGGGCUCACCAACAAAAGUCGAAGAAGAUCUUUCUUAUGAUUCUUCCAUACUUAACGAAUUACCUUCAUCGGUGAAAAAUGAAGUCAUCGAAGACAUGGCUAUUCGUAAGAAGUACAAACCACAGACGUUGAAAGAGAAGUUCAAGGAAUCAGUUAAACAAACCAAAGUCGCUAAUCAACCUAUUACCAAACAAUGGAUUGAUGAACAACCCAAGAUCAAUGAGGUACCAAAGUUUCAGAAUGGUGAUAUUGGAGAAAUGAUUGUCGGGUGGAUGGAAAUGUCUCUUGAUCAAGAUGGUCCCCAUAAUGAUGACGUAGAGAUGUUUUUCGAGUAUCUAAAAUGUUUAAAAUUCGAUAAAAUAAAAAGGGUUGAAAUUUUGAUCUCCAAAGAAAUCAAAUACUAUAAAUCGAUUGAAGCCAUGCUAGGACCCAAACAUUGUACAGCAUUAAAAGAAUGGGAUGGAGUUGUAGAUAGAAUAAGAAAACUUAAUAUAUUCUAA